GUCACCAGCGGACAGAUGAGUUCGUACGACCAGGCGAAGAGAUUUUUCGCCGAGUAUUUUGCUGGAGGCCCACUCGAUAGCGAGCGGAUCCGCAUCCCGAUGGCCGCCUUCGUCUCUGGAUUCACUGCGGCAACUGCUGCGGCCCCGGUCGACCUGGUGCGCUCGCGCGUCAUGGACGACGCCAGAGGUAAUACCCGCGGUGGAGCCUACCAAAGCGCACUGGAUUGUGCUUGGCAGACGGUGAAAGCCGAGGCCUGCCGUCCGCCCGCGGGGCGCGGAGCGCGGCGCUCCCCGCGCGCCGAGGGCGCGCGGUGGGCCACGGCGGCCCCACCGGAGGCGGCGGCGCCGAGGAAGGUGAGUUCGGCGGCCUCCUCGCUGGCGGCAGAUGUCACGGACAGCGAGAUCGAGGAAUUCCUGGAGGGCCUCCUGGAGGGAUUCCGCGCCGCGCCGCCGCAGGGGCGCGGCGUGGCGACCAGCGGCGCGAGCCCGGUCCCGCCAGCGAAGGAGAGGCCCCCGCAGGCAGGGCUCCCAGCGGGCGGCGGAGGCCGCGGCGCGCCCGCGCGGGGAGCGACGGCGCCGGACCCGCUGUUGUCGGUGUUGCGGCGCCACGCGCUGCGGGCGUUCCUGGAGGAGCCCUUCGGCACCGUGGCGGCCGCCUGGGACGCCAUGGCCGGCCUCGCCUUGGACGCAGCGAGCGAGGGCGGGCCCGCACCCGCGGACGGCGCGCCAGAGUUGCCCCGGGACACUCUGAGGCACCGGUUCACAGAGGAGGAACUCACAGGGAUCUUGAUCGGAUUUGGCUACGGCGUGGGCGCUGGACCCAGUUGGUGGCACGCAUUGUUCUGCAGCCUGGAUGUCGACCAGGAUGGAGCGGUGUCGCUGCAGGACAUGUACAGCGCCUUGGUGCUGGACUUGCCGAGCGCAGACGCUUCGGAAGACGGACCUGCGGCGCUGUUUGUCGAUGGAGAUGGCUCCCGGGCGCAUGCGGAGCGGAAAUGGAUCGCACCAG
This is a messenger RNA of Prorocentrum cordatum, 1009 nucleotides long. The record is from the annotation of a GenBank genome assembly. NCBI's taxonomy places the organism in Eukaryota, Dinophyceae, Prorocentrales, Prorocentraceae.